This is a messenger RNA of Coccinella septempunctata (seven-spotted ladybird), 3959 nucleotides long. RefSeq lists its product as uncharacterized. The transcript has 6 exons. The coding region runs from base 142 to 3756 and encodes 1204 amino acids. Lineage: Eukaryota; Metazoa; Arthropoda; Insecta; Coleoptera; Coccinellidae. Gene Ontology annotation, molecular function: serine-type endopeptidase activity. The record is from RefSeq and is a predicted model, not a curated record. Gene Ontology annotation, biological process: proteolysis.
CAACAGCAAGCGUAGAAAGUGAUUAGGUAUCAACCCACUCCUCGAAGACAUUUAUAUAACUCUCUCCAGAGAGAUAAAGUUUUAGUUCUUGUACGACAGUGCAGUUCAUCUAUUGGGUCAAGUUUCAUCGGACGUACAGAAAUGCGCUUCAUUCUCAACAUAGCCCUCUGGGCGGUGUUCAUGAUAUGCAGAAGUACAGCUGAAGAAGCUUCUUGGUCUUGGUCAGACGACAAGAAUCAAGGAGCCAUGAAUAUAAACGAACAAUUCGAUCAAGAUAAGGCAGGGAGCGAAACCAGUGAAAAAGUGGUGAAUUUGAACGACACUCAGAUUGGUCAAAUAAUAGACGACAUACUCGAUUCUGGUCGGCAAGGAAGGAGUUUAGAUGGUUUUGAUGAGGUGUACGCCGAUCCGAAUGUACAGGAUGCUCUGCAGAAAGGGGAUGACGGUGAAGCAAGAAAUAUUAUCAAGGAUAGGCUGUGCUAUCUUGGACUAAUGCAGUGCGAGGAAGACAUCGAAGGCAAGCGCCCUUUCAUAGCACCAGAAGACCUACAAUACGCCCAACCCGUGGCAAUCAACCCUAUAGGAAGACCAAUCCCCACAAUCCCCAUCAGAGGACCAAAAAGAGGCACCUAUGGACCCCCAAGACCCGUCAACCUACCUCCCCAUGGUGGGAAAUUCCCUCCAAACUUCGCCCCACCAAACAGAUUCGGUCCUAACCUAAAUACCAACCCCAACAAACCACCUCGUCGUGGUUACGGUACACCAAGCAAACCCUUCUAUGGAAACAAACCCCCAGGUCCAGUUUACAAGCCCGACGAGGAGUUCGUUCAGCCGAUAGAACCCGACACUCCAUAUCCUUUCGAGAUUGGCGCCCAAACCAGUCAUUCUGAAUCCCAUUUCCAGUCAUCCUUCCAUAAGGACAAAAUAUUCCCUGGCGAUAAGGCAGGAUCCAAGAGCGACUCUUUCGGAGCUCCAGUCCAACACGUCCACCAUCAUUACCACCACAACUCCGAAACUGGAGACAAAACGGUCAUUGUGAAACCCGUACCUGUACCUGUGCCAGUUUCCUCUUCCUCGAACUCAUACGAAAGCUUCAGCUCAAACUCUGGAACUCAUCUUGCGUUCAAGCCCUCUGUUCAGAUUGGCGGUUCUGGUCUAUAUGGAAGUCACUCUUCCGGAGGAUCUAGCUUGAAUUCAGGUCUGUAUGGUAGUCAAUCCUCUGGAGGAUCUAGCUUGUAUGGAAGUCAAUCUUCUGGAGGCCUUACAAUCGGUGGAUCUGGACUGAAUUCGGGUUCCUAUGGUGGUCAUUCUUCAGGAGGAUUAACAAUUGGUGGUUCAGGUUUCAACUCUGGCUCAUACGGAGGUCAGUCUCUGGCUAGUUAUGGUGGAAGUAGUGGAAAUUAUAAGCCUGUUACAGAAAACUUUGGAGGCCAAAGCUCUGGUUCUAACCAAUAUGGAUCCAGUAAUUACGGAUCUUCCUUUGGACAAUACAGCACCAACGAUUUCUACAAGAAAGAAUUGAACUUGAACGGAAAUACCUUAACUACCAAUUACCUCCAAGGAGCGUAUUCCGAUAAGUACAACAAUCAGUUCGGAAAUUCCGACGAUUGCGUUUGUGUUCCGGUAAAUCAGUGUCAAAACCAAGACGUAAUUGGACGUAAAGACGAUUUGUACCUUGCUAUUGAUCCAAGGAAUAUUAAGAGCGAUAUCGAAGCUGAAGAAGAGCGUGUUAUUACCGACGGCAAUGGUACCAUGACGGUGGUAACAGUUCCAGUUGGAUCUAGCCUGAAUGCUACCGAGCUUAAAUCUGAUAAAAACCACACCGAGGAAGUCAAGAAGAUAAGUAAGAGGGAAGCUCCAGUUUACAACACCAAUUCGAACAAAACCUCAGCCAAAGCAGAAGCACGACAGUAUGGUCAAAAUGUCAUGAGCAAUUUCAUGAACAAAAUCAAGCCAACAUUCGGAGUAUCCUUUGGUUUACCACAUCAAGGUGUUGGUGGGUAUCCCAUAAGUCCUUAUGGUCCUAACCCAUUAGUGAACCCCUAUGGAGGGGUUAUUGGAGGCGGUGGUAUCAAUCUAGGUUUGGUCUCCGUGAACCCUUUGAUAUCAGUACAAGUCACAAAGGAUGACUAUGGGCAGAAAGAAGUCAAACCUUUCAUAAACCUUCACGUCACUCCUAAUAACUACCUUCUCCAUAAAUUCGAGGAUCUGAUACAUUACAAGAAAGGUUAUAUUUACAACAAGCACAAGCAUAUACAUUUACACAAGCCUCUCUACAACCCUCAUGGGUACCCUUAUCAUCCUCAUCCUGAGGUAUACAGGCCAUAUCCCCCGAAUUUUGCUGUCAGACCCCACCCUGAGAUAUACCGACCUUAUCCACCAAAUUUUGAUGUGGAACCGGAAUAUGAGGGCCCACAUUUUGCUGGACCAGUACAUAAGCAUCCUGGAUUUGGGGGUCCCCCUAUUGCUGAUGAGUAUCCUGGUCCUGUCGAAUAUGAAGGUCAUAAUCCAGGGUCUUAUUACGAUGAUCCAUCCAAUUACGGAGGGGCAUAUUCUGGAUACGAUAACUUUUAUGGCAGAACUGCCACGAAUUACUCAAAUAAUCACUUGAAUAUAGUGAAUGGGAAUGGAAUCAAGGAUCAAUAUUUCAAAAACUAUAAUGGGGGACAGAAAAAUUACGGGGUUUAUGACGAACAACACCAAUAUUUAUCUAAUGGCUAUGAGACUGAGAACAGUCCAGAUAGAUUAUCGGAUACUUCGAGGCGUGGUAAAUCUUUGCAUUCCACGAAUACAAUUACAUUUCCGACAAACAGAAGACGACGAGACGCAACUUUUGAGACAGAACAGAAAAUACAAAAGCGUCAAGGUUACUUUGGUGGUCAACAGAUCUGCGGCCCAAGACACGUUUGCUGCAGGAGACCACGCCAGCAAAAUCACAUCAACAGCUUCGGAUCCAAGCAGUGCGGUGUGAGGCAUUCAACAGGGAUAAAUGGAAGGAUAAAGACCCCUGUUUACGUUGAUGGCGAUAGUGAAUUCGGAGAGUAUCCAUGGCAGGUUGCUAUCUUGAAGAGAGACCCCAAGGAGAGUGUUUACGUCUGCGGUGGAACUCUUAUUGAUGCACUUCAUAUCAUCACAGCAGCUCAUUGCGUCAAAACCUAUACAAAUUAUGAUUUGAGGGUCAGACUAGGAGAAUGGGAUGUGAACCACGACGUUGAAUUCUAUCCAUACAUCGAGAGAGACAUUUCAGCUGUCACCGUUCAUCCAGAAUUUUACGCCGGUACACUCUACAACGAUGUCGCCAUACUUCGUAUGGACAAACCUGUGGACUACAAUAAAUAUCCCCACAUCAGCCCGGCUUGUCUUCCAAGUCCCAGGGACGACUACACUGGUACCAGAUGUUGGACCACUGGUUGGGGUAAAGACGCUUUCGGAGAUUUCGGAAAGUACCAGAACAUUCUUAAAGAGGUGGAUGUACCAAUAGUUGGUCAAGCCCAGUGCCACAGACAGCUACAACAGACUAGAUUAGGAUACGAGUUCAAACUGCACCCUGGUUUCAUCUGCGCCGGUGGUGAAGAGGGUAAAGAUGCCUGCAAGGGAGACGGGGGUGGUCCAUUGGUUUGCGAGAGGGGCGGAACCAUGCAGUUGGUCGGUGUUGUCAGUUGGGGUAUCGGAUGUGGGCAGUAUGGAGUACCCGGCGUUUAUGUCAGGGUCAGCCAUUAUCUCGACUGGAUCCGACAAGUAACUCAGAUCUAUUGAGUUUGUGAUAAAUGAGUGGUUAGGUUUUAAGAAGACAAUUGUUCAUAGCUGAUUAUUUAUGCUUUUGUAGGUUUAUUUAAACUAUUUAUUCAUGCUUUUUAUUAUCAGUUUCAAAAUCGAUUUUGAUUUGACAACUGAAUAUACAGUAAUGCCGUUGUGCAUAUUUUUUAUAAAGUUAUUGAAAAUAAAUGUGAAAUAUUUGA